CUCUGGAGCGGAAAGAAAUUUGAAUAGGCGAGCUGCGUGCCCGUUGAAGAAUGCCGGACUCUGGUCAGAUCGUAUUGCGGCGUGCAAUGCAGCCAUACCGCACUGGCUGUUGACCAGCUCAUCUAGGCAUGUAGGCGGAUCUUGGUGGUGGGAGCGGUUUAUUGACAUGAUGCUUGAUGGUAGGAAAAGGUUCACAGAAAAAAAUGGGACGGUAGAGAUUAGACUUUAUGGGUGCGAAUGGGAGAUUUCAGCGAUGUUGAGAGUGGAUAGUCCAUGGUCAGGCUCCGCUUUAGGGCAGGUCGAGAGGGGCCAUGGAACACUUCAGUUGACACUAAGUUGGUUCCAGAAUCCUGGUUCGAUCACAUUUGGCCUGCCCCUUUCUGUAAAUCCAGAUUACACGGUGCGAUUGGAGGAUUAUAACAGCGAUAGGACUCACCACACAGGCGUUCCUCUGUCAUUCGCCCAUGACAUCCGUGAAGACACCAAACUCAAACGAGAUAAUAUGGAAUUUUUUGCGAUCUCCAUUGUGCCCACAGCAGACGAAAUUCAUUCGAACAAACCUGCCUUUAUUAGGCCAAGUCAUAUCUUUCAAGAAGAAAGCACGGAGGAGGCCCGGCGACGAGCCUAUCUCGAAAACCACUUUCGGCUCCUAAGAGAGGACAUGCUCUAUGAGAUCCGAGAAGAACUCCAGCUAGACAAGAAAAGAAAACAGCACCGUAAUAUUGUCGUCGGUAAACUGAGAUUGGCUCGCGCUCAUCGGUCUCUGGAUGCAGAUGAGAACGGCCAUAGGAAACGAGGCAGAUGGUCAAUUGUCUUGCAACGUCUAACAGGCCUCGGACAAUUGUAUAAAAUGAAAUCAAAGGAAGAGAGAAUACACUGGCUGCAAGAUAAUCGUCAAUUUCUCAAGCAUCAAUCGGUCGCCUGCCUGUUGGUCGAUGAGGAGCUGGUUGCACUCGUGACAAUCGACCGAGACGAAGAGAUGCUGGCAUUGUUUCCUCCCAAGCUUGUGGUCCAGAUUGAAGGGGCUGCCAGUAUUUCCAGGGCUCUCCUCAAACUAAAGACUGCACACGAAGUGAAGCUGGUCCAAGUAAACGCACCCAUUUUUGCCUACGAGCCGAUACUCGAUGCUUUGAAGCAGAUGGAAAGCUUGCCCUUCUCAAAGGAGAUUCUUCGUUGGAAGAAAGGGAUGGUCCCAGACGAACUUGGCGUCAUGCCUUCGAGGGUCCUUGUUAAUGGGCCUCACUCAGUCACUGUCCUUGAUACAGGGUCCGCCAGGUAUGUAAAACUAAGCCCAGGAGAGCGUCUUCUGACCAAAUACAUCAG
This is a messenger RNA of Acaulospora colombiana, 1323 nucleotides long. The record is from the annotation of a GenBank genome assembly. NCBI's taxonomy places the organism in Eukaryota, Fungi, Glomeromycota, Glomeromycetes, Diversisporales, Acaulosporaceae.